This is a messenger RNA of Olea europaea var. sylvestris, 4624 nucleotides long. Its product is annotated as myosin-2. Gene Ontology annotation, cellular component: myosin complex; vesicle; cytoplasm. Lineage: Eukaryota; Viridiplantae; Streptophyta; Magnoliopsida; Lamiales; Oleaceae. The transcript has 24 exons. The coding region runs from base 627 to 4238 and encodes 1203 amino acids. The record is from RefSeq and is a predicted model, not a curated record. Gene Ontology annotation, molecular function: actin filament binding; microfilament motor activity; ATP binding. Gene Ontology annotation, biological process: vesicle transport along actin filament; actin filament organization.
UUUGUAGAUUCAAUUGAACAAUAAUCCUGUUAUCGAUCAAAAAUUCAAAUAAUUUAUUCUUAUCAGAUCUCAACGGUUUUAAUUUCGCACCCGAAACUUGAUUCUAAUUCUCUCACUCUAGUUUCCAUAUUUUGUGUAAAAAUUUUCGGCUCUUUUUUGGUUUGUUGCGCUAAGAGAACCUAACAACUUUUGUUUUAAAGCUUGUUUUGAUUUUAGAUAAUUUCUGGAAUCAACAAAUCAAACUUUGAAUUAGCCUCGUAACUCUCGUUUAAACCAUAAAACGCAGUUUCAAACGGUUUUGGAAAAGCUUUUACGUUCAUUUUUCGCUUUCACGAAUAUCAAAAAACCCUGGAAGAGCUUAGAGUUUUGGGGGUGCUUUCCUAUUUCAAUUUGAGGAUUUUUUUUUGCUAGAUAAAUCCUGCUUUCUUGCAUUUUCUCCUGAAAAUUGCCUCUAUUUUGACAUGCGAAUUAAGAAAUAAUGAUUUCAAUUGCUUAGACUUUUAAUUUGGGAGAGGGUUUUAGGCUCAUGUUUGGAACAAUGCCUCAGGAACAUUGUUCGAAAUCCAAGCACCAAAACAACUUCUAUGAAAUCUGAUAAAGAUUUUGGGUAACGCAAACUAUUAAAAAUGCUGUCUAUGUCUCCAAAUUCAAUGGCUCGUAGCUCCCUGGAGGAAAUGCUGGAUUCUCUCCGACGGAGGGAUGAGAUGGAAAAGCCUAAAGACAUGCCCCCGGCCUUGCCAGUUCGGCCCAGAGCUGCCUCCCGGUCUCGGCUUCCCUCAGCCAAACGGUCGCUUCCCACAAACUUUAAAAUUGGGGAAUCGGAACUGCCAGAUAGCUCAUCAAAUUGUAAUGUUAAGAAGGAAGAAACAAAAGGGUCGAGAAGGAAUAGUUUUGGGGCUAAAAAGAUUAAGGAAAUGGAUCAGAGGGAAUCGCCCUAUGUUGUGGCGUUUAACGAGAAGAAAUGUGAGAGGAGGUUGGAGGAGAAAGAUGGUGCCGAGCUCGCCAGCUUGCCUCUGGGAUCACUCCCGAGGCUUAGGGAGCCUGAGUGGGAUGAUAACCUUGGGUAUUUCAUUAAGAAGAAACUUCGUGUAUGGUGUCGGUGUCUAAACGGGCUAUGGGAAUCAGGGCUGAUACAGUCAACUUCAGGAGACAAAGCUUUGAUUUUGCUGUCAGAUGGAAGUGUUGUUACAGUGCCCACAGGGGAGCUCUUACCUGCAAAUCCAGAUAUUGUUGAGGGUGUGGAUGAUCUUAUACAACUUAGUUAUUUGAAUGAACCUUCAGUUCUUCACAACCUUCAACACAGAUAUUCUCAAGACAUAAUAUAUAGUAAAGCAGGCCCUGUUCUAAUAGCAGUCAAUCCCUUCAAAGAUGUCCACAUUUAUGAAAAUGAUUUCGUUACGGCCUACAGACAGAAGCUUUUGGACAGCCCUCAUGUUUAUGCUAUAGCUGACAGUGCCUACAAUGAAAUGAUGACAGAUGAAGUAAAUCAAUCCAUCAUUAUAAGUGGGGAGAGUGGUGCUGGUAAGACUGAAACUGCUAAGAUUACAAUGCAAUACUUGGCUUCACUUGGUGGAGGUACGGGUGGGAUAGAGUCUGAAGUGCUGCAGACAAGCUGUAUACUGGAGGCAUUUGGUAAUGCUAAAACAUCCAGGAAUGAUAACUCCAGUCGAUUUGGAAAGUUGAUUGAAAUUCAAUUUAGUGCUACGGGAAAUAUAGGUGGUGCUAAAAUACAGACUUUUCUACUUGAGAAGUCAAGAGUGGUUCAGUUGGCCCAGGGAGAGAGGUCGUACCAUAUCUUCUACCAGCUUUGCGCAGGGGUUUCUUCUACUCUCAGAGGUAGAUUGAGGUUAAAAAGGGCUUCUGACUACAAUUAUCUCAAUCAGAGUGGUUGCUUGGGUAUCAAUGAUGUUGAUGACGCUCAGAAGUUUCACAUCCUUGUGGAGGCCCUAAAUGCUCUCAGAAUUUGCAAAGAAGAUCAGGAGCAUGCAUUCGAGAUGCUUGCUGCAGUGUUGUGGCUGGGAAACAUAUCCUUUCAUGUGAUUGACACAGAAAACCACAUUGAGGUUGUUGCUGAUGAAGCUGUUAGCAAUGCUGCUAGCCUAAUAGGCUGCAGUAAAGAGGACCUAAUGCUGACUUUAUCUACAAGUAGAUUACAAGCUGGCAAGGAUAAGGUUGCCAAAGGGCUAACUCUACAACAGGCAAUUGACACAAGAGACGCAUUGGCAAAAUUUAUCUACGCGAGCUUGUUUGACUGGCUUGUCGAAGAAAUCAAUAGAUCACCUGUGAUGGGCAAACAUCAUACUGGGAGGUCCAUAAGUAUUCUAGAUAUUUAUGGGUUUGAGUCAUUUCAGAAAAAUAGUUUUGAACAGUUUUGUAUAAAUUAUGCAAAUGAGAGGCUCCAGCAACAUUUUAAUCGACAUCUCUUCAAACUUGAACAAGAGGAGUAUGAAUUAGAUGGAAUUGAUUGGACAAAAGUAGAUUUUGAAGACAAUCAAGAUUGCCUGGAUCUUUUCGAGAAGAGACCUAUUGGGCUAAUAGCUUUGUUGGAUGAAGAAUCAAAUUUCCCCAAGGCCAGUGAUUUGACCUUUGCCACUAAGCUGAAGCAACACUUGAAUGCCAGUUCUUGCUUUAAAGGAGAAAGAGAUGGAGCAUUUACUGUCCACCACUAUGCCGGAGAGGUUCUUUAUGAAACUGGUGGAUUCUUGGAAAAGAACAGAGAUCCAUUGCACUCUGAUACCAUUCAAUUACUCUCUUCAUGCACUGGUCGGCUACCUCAUUUGUUUGCUUCUAAAUGGCUUAAUCAAUCUCAGAAAGAUGCAAGUUCAUCAAUCCUGCUGGGGAUGUCGGCUCCUCAGAAGCAAAGUGUUGCAACAAAAUUUAAGAGUCAGCUGUUCAGAUUGAUGCAGCAGCUUGAAAACACGACUCCACAUUUCAUUCGAUGCAUAAAACCAAAUAGUAAGCAGCUUCCUGGCACUUUUGAGAAAGGUCUUGUGUUGGAGCAGCUUAGGUGCUGUGGGAUUCUAGAAGUUGUGAGGAUUUCCAGAUCUGGUUACCCUACUCGGAUGACACAUCAAGAAUUCACAAGAAGGUAUGGGUUCCUACUUCCUGAGAGUAACACAUGUCAAGAUCCUUUAAGUACAUCAGUUGCCAUUAUCCAACAGUUUGAUAUCCUUCCGGAAAUGUACCAAGUUGGUUAUACAAAAUUAUACUUCCGUGCGGGACAGAUUGGUGUGCUGGAAGAUGUUAGGAAACAAGUUCUGCAAGGAACUCUUGAGGUACAGAAGUGCUUCCGCGGUCAUCGGGCUCGUCUAUAUUUCCAUGAGCUCAAGGGAGGAGUACUAGCAUUGCAAUCAUUUGUUCGCGGAAAUAUUGCCAGGAGAGAAUAUGGUGCUUUGCGUAGGUUGAAUGAGCAGGUUGCUCUGAAAAGGAUAGAAGAGCAUGUUGUUCAAAUACAAUCAGUAAUUCGUGGAUGGUUGGCUCAAAGGCAUUUUAGUCAGCUUCAAAAUUCGAAAAAUAUAAAUCUUUGCAAAUGGAGACAAGGCAGGAAGAGUUCAGAAGUUAAGGAUCUAUCACAAGAAAUGUUACCUUCAGUAGUUGAAGAACUUCAAAGACGGGCAUUGAUGGCAGAAGCGACCCUCGAGCUAAAGGAAAAGGAAAAUGCAUCUCUGAAAGAUCAAGUACACCAAUUUGAGGUACGGUGGUCAGAAUAUGAAGACAAGAUGAAAUCAAUGGAGGAUGUUUGGCAAAGGCAGAUGGCAUCUUUGCAGAUGAAUUUAGCUGCAGCCAAAAAGAGUCUUGGCGCUGAGAACGCCAUGGGUCUACCGGGAAGAGAUGGUUCUCCGUCACCUUGCUAUUAUGAUUCUGAGGAUACAUCUAUGGGAACACAAACUCCCGGAGGUAGCACUCCCAUGAAAUUUGCCCACAAUGGUUUAGAACUUGGGGUCAGACAGGAGACAAAUGGUGGUUUAAAUGCAGUCAAUCCACUCUUGAAGGAGUUUGAGCAAAGAAAACAAAAUUUCGAUGAUGAGGCUAGAGCAAUUGUUGAGUCCAAGUCAGGGCAGUCACCUUCCCUGAAUGCCGGUGAAGAAUUUAGGAAACUAAAACAUAGAUUUGAAGAGUGGAAAAAAGACUACAAAGUUCGAUUAAAGGAAGCAAAGGCAAAAGUACACAGGUUAGGGAACUCUGAAGCUGACAAACAUCGAAGAACAUGGUGGGGAAAGAAGAGCAAAAAGUACUAGCAUUGAAUUAUUUCUCUGUUGGAUUUCAGCGAAACUGCUGAUUAUUUUGAGAUUUCCUCUGUGAAAGCACAUCUGCGUUGUUUCAGGAUUGUCCAUACUGUAGAAUCUGUGAGGUGGAGACUAGGAGAGUGGUUGUGUGUAUAUUAACCCCUUCUGUUGUCUGGAAGGGUCAGUAUGUAGCUCAUAAGAAAACGUGAUUUCUGUUGAUUUACUUCCAUUUGUCAUCCCACCCCUAGAUCAAUUAAGAUUAGUUUUAGCCUAUGCCUGUAUAGUGAAUUGUUGAGGAUUUAGUCUCAGAACUCUCGUCUGUAUUAGUUAGUGCUGAAGAACAGGUAAGAGGUGUUCAUAUUCUCUUCAAUACGAAAUAGCAAGUCUUCUUUAAAUCA